This is a messenger RNA of Pyricularia oryzae 70-15, 996 nucleotides long. RefSeq lists its product as uncharacterized. The record is from RefSeq and is a predicted model, not a curated record. Lineage: Eukaryota; Fungi; Ascomycota; Sordariomycetes; Magnaporthales; Pyriculariaceae. The transcript has 2 exons. The coding region runs from base 238 to 786 and encodes 182 amino acids.
CCAUUGUUAUUUAUUAUCUCCUCCCGUCCGCAUCGACUAUGGCGCCUCUCAAGUCUUGUUCUCCCUUCAUCGCCUGUUCACUCGUUUAGACUCGCGGCAACGACACAACCGACCUUCGCUACACUUUUUGACUCCAGACCUUCGCUGUGUUUUUGGAAGCCUCCUCAAAUAAGUCACUACUCAACAUACUUACCUAAUUAGUAUAUUCUUUUCUCUCUAAAUACCUAAUCCGCCACCAUGCGUUUCUCUGUCAUCCUCACCGGCGCCUUCGCCGCCGUCGCCAUGGCCCAGUCCACUACUCCCACCACUGCCUCUGCCCCUACCCCCGUGGGCCUGACCCCCCAGCAGUCUUCUGCCCUUGCCUGCCUCGAAAAGUGCAACCCCUCAGACGUCAACUGCAGGGCUGCUUGCAACGGCGUCCCUUUCCCCAACGACGGACAGGUGAACACCACCAACCAGUGCGUUGCCGACUGCUCCAAGCAGUACGGCAACGGCACUGAGGCCGACAACGCCAGGUUCAUCAAGUGCUCGGAUGACUGCAUCAACAAGAACUACUGGAACCCCAGCAGCGGCACCCCCAACCCUACUGGCAACUCGGGCAGCAGCAGCAGCAACGGCAACGGCAACAGCAACGGAAACUCGGGCAGCAAGACCACCGGUGGAUCCAACCCCACCAACACCGGUUCGAGCUCGUCUGCUACGGGCUCCAGCGCUGCUGACGCCCUCCGCAUCGGAUCUUCGAUUGCCGGUGUUGUCGGCUUCAUGGCUGCUCUCCUGGCCAUGUAAGAUAUGACAUGGUUUUGACGUGCAAUGAUGGGUGAAGGGUGGCAUGUGGUCAAUUUAGCGUUGCUUUGAAGGAAAUCUUUGUUGUACCGAAAGGUCAUCGAGCAUUAUCGAGUCCAACGCUCUCACAUACUCAAUACUUAAUGCGACGGUUGUGUCAUAAUACUCUUCUUCCGCGCCACUCCCGCAUGCAGCCUCUCUUGAUAUAUCAAC